AUGGGGUCGAGGCGCCGGCGCACUCACUCUUCUUCAGACGGCCGCCAUGGCGGGACAGGAGGAUCCGGUGCAACGAGAGAUUCACCAAGACUGGGCGAACCGGGAAUACAUUGAAGUCAUCACCAGCAGCAUCAAGAAAAUCGCGGACUUUCUCAAUUCGUUCGAUAUGUCUUGUCGUUCAAGACUCGCAACACUAAAUGAGAAAUUGACAGCCCUUGAACGGAGAAUAGAGUACAUUGAAGCACGGGUGACAAAAGGUGAGACGCUCACCUAGAACUAUGCUGUUCUGCUGCUGGGAAGUUGCUUUACAGAACACAGGCCACGUGGGAAAGGCCCCAGCAGCCUUCAGCUCCUUGUCUCCUUAAAGAACAACAGGGCUUUUUCUUGUUUUUCUUUUUUCAAAAGUGUGGCCUUUGGGCUCUGCCAUGUACCUCUGGGAGUGUGAUGUGGCAUGGGGGAGAAGUCCAGGGGAAUUGUUGGAAACAACAUUAGGCAUUUUACCUUUUCAGUAACAUUUUAUGGACCUACUUAUCAAUGUAUUUGAGGUGUUCAAAGCCAACAGUCUGAGAUUCUUUGUUAAGGUCCUUUCACUUCUGUUUCUCUCUCAGACUUUUCUCUUUGCCUCUGCACUGAUUCUGUGGACAGUCUUUGUCUCAUUCCCACCUUGGAUAGGAGGUGGGGGGCAGUCCUGCUUGAGAUACUUGUGCACUGGCAGUGGCUGCCAGAGAAUGUUAUUGCAAACCCACUGAUUUCCCUUUUUGGGGAGGUCAAGGCCAGGCCCCCACCUGGCUUAAAGGGACAUUUCAGAGUUUUCUUUCUGUCACUUGGGGUGUCUAUGCCUCUCAUAUUUCCUUAAUAAACUCUUCAACUUCAUCUGGCUGCUUUGAUUGUGGUGGGGAGAGAAACUAUAGAUGGUUUUAUCUAGGUCACAGAAGCGUUAUAUAUAGGAUUAUUAUUCUAACUUACAACUUUCAGAUGUAGCUGUUUGAUUCAAAGUCUAGGUAGCUUACCAGCCUGAGUCCUGGUGUUUGUACUUCAGCUAACUAAUUCAUCCUGGAAAUCGUUUGGUCAUUCAGCAGGAGACCAAGUAUUACUAUGCAGGCACGUUAUUCACCAAUAAAAGAAAGCACUGAAUCAGACAUAAUGGUUAUAUUCUGUUGAAAUACCAGCAUCCACAAAAUUUAACCACAAUCCAGGGCAGAUUAUCAGUUUUACAAGAUUCAAGCUAAAUAUCUACUUCCUUUGAAAAGCAAACCCUGGAGUUCAGACAGAAGAGUCUAUAAUGGUUCAUCCUGGUAUGCAGAGCUUUCUAUAAACUUGGGCCAACCUGCUUCUGAAGGCUUUUGUCCAAAAUCAAAUCUCCACUUUCAUCACAUGGAAUUCAUCGUGUUCUGCACACACUAAUUUUCCUCUACACAAGUCAUAUUUGCCAUUCAAAGUCUAACUCAAAUCAAACUUCCCCCAGAAAGUACCCACAGACUUUUCCAUUCAGUAUUUGCCCUGUCCUUUUUCUUGGUUCCUCCUGUCACAUUGUGCUAACACUGCCCUUCAGCUCUGGAUUUGAUCUUGUUGUAUAUGCAUUCCAUUCCCUUUUUCCUAUACUGCCCAGCUGGAUGCCUUGAGGAAGGUGUGUAGUCAGUAAAUACUAAUUAAACUGACUUGCAGAAUUCAA
Molecule: messenger RNA, 1672 nt
Organism: Marmota flaviventris (yellow-bellied marmot)
Lineage: Eukaryota; Metazoa; Chordata; Mammalia; Rodentia; Sciuridae
Gene: Brk1
Product: BRICK1 subunit of SCAR/WAVE actin nucleating complex
Biological process (GO): regulation of actin polymerization or depolymerization; actin filament organization; cell motility
Cellular component (GO): SCAR complex
Molecular function (GO): protein-containing complex binding
Source: RefSeq, a predicted model, not a curated record